AUGUUUUGAAUUUUGUUUUCAGCAGUACUGGCUUUAGAAAACUCAACAUUUGUGCACGAGAGUUUCUCCGGUGGAUGCCGAAAAAUGCAGAUUUGCUACGAAAACAUCCCAAUUCCAAUUUCUCAGCCAUUACUAAAGCUUUCAAUUCAAGUCACAUUGACUGAUAUAGAUGGAAAACUCUCUGAAUACCCAACCCCAAAACCUCUUUUCUAUAUAAGAUUUGACUCAAUUCCAGACGAAGAGUUCUAUGACUAUAAAAUUGAGCUAAAAGAAAAAGAAAACUGGAAAUAUAAAAUUGAUAUCCCAUAUCCUAAGAAGGCGAAUUAUUUUAUUUUUAGACUGGAUGGAGGCUUAUUAGAUCAAAGCCAUAUGCAGGCUGCCUAUACAGUUUAUGGGUGGAGAUAUAAGAUAAAAGUAUGAUCGUAUUACUGUGAAUCGCAAAUUUUCACGUCAUCUGAAUAUUUAAUUAAUAGAAAUUAUUCGAGUGUUUCUGCAGAGUGUGACAUUGAAGUUUUGGACUUGCCAAAUAGUGAAAUUGAUUCGGAUGUAAAGCCAGCUAUAUAUGAUGUCAGAGCAGGAACUGAGUUUCUUAUCAUUAAUGCUUAUGGAUUAAUAAGUAAUUUGAACUUAACAGCAAGCUCAGAGAAUUUCAUAUUAGGGGAUGCAAUUGAUGAAAGUAAUUUUUGGCAUUUUAAUAAAUCUGGACAAAUCAUAUGCAGGAUUGGAUAAUUAAAAUAGAUAUAAUUAAAUUGAUGAAGGGCCAGCUCCCCUAGCCCCCUCAAUACCAAAAUACUUAGUCUCGAUAAUAAGAAAUAUAUGAUAUAUCGCAGUAUUUUCGCACCUAUGCUAAUAAAACGCGAUUUGUAGCAUUUUACACAUAUAUUUAAUAUUUAUUUCAUAUCCCCUUACUAUAUACAAAUUUUUAUAUACCUAGCUAAUUUAGCUUUUGUUUUAAAUUUAAAUGAGAUAUAUCAUGCUUUAUAUAUAAAAUAAGCUAUUUAAGCAUAUUAAAUUUGUUAAAUGCAUUAUUCUGCGAAAUCGAUCCUAGAUAUUGUAUGUGCAUAUGAUACAUAAUUGUGCUUAAGUUUAUUCAUUUGUUUCUAUCUAUUUUAAAUUAGAAUCCAACUGGAUUAUUUUAAAAUACGAUAAUUAAGCGAUAUAAAGCGUAUUUCUCUAUUAACUCCUUUAUUUAUUAGUUUAAAAAUCUUUAUCAUAUAAAAUUUUUCUUUUUAGUAGAGAUAUGAAAUAAAGUAUUAAAUAUAUGUGUAAACAUGCUACAAAUCGCGCUUUAAUAGCCUUGAAGCUAAAAUCAAUAUCUGUGAUAUUUCUUAUUACCAAGACGAGGUAGUUUGGAAUUGAGGAGGUGGGGUUGAUACUUGACCAAAUGUCAAGCACGCAUAUAGCUAAAUUCAAUAGAAACAGGAUAAUUUCUAGUCCAAAACCUGGCCUUUGGUAUUUUGUAUUCUUUUCAUCUGCAGAUCAGCUUUUUGAAUACGAAAUUAUCACUAAAGAUUAUAAAUGAGAUAAAAGUGGAUACAUGAUAGUGAACAACAGUAUCGUUUCCCAAGAUUGAGUGAGUAGCUAUACAAGUAUUUAUGAAACUGAAAUCAGAAUGAACACCUAUGGGAUUUUCUCCUUUGAACUCCCUAUUCAGUAUCACAAAUUCAUAGUAUUACCAGACCACGUCGAUAAUAGAUAUGGAGCUAAAUUAAUACUAUACAAUAACAGCACUCUCGAUAUAGACACUCUUUUCAAUUUACUCAAUGAAAACCUAGAAAUCCGGAUCCAGCUAGCAAGCCCCCCUACAGCAUCAAGCUUUUACUUCUAUUUUUCUAGCUGUAAAGAUUCUAAAGUGUACUGCAGCCUUAUAAAAGAUGCUGAAAAAGCUUCAAUUAUUGUUGAAUUCAGAUAUUUAAAACAAGGUAUAAAUUAUAUUUCAUUAAAAUUUAGCUCAAUUGAUACUAAAAGUCCAUCAAUACCUUUUAGUCUUGGGAUAUUUCGGACUAAAGUUGGCAAUAAUAUGUGCAAUUCACAGUAUCAUUAUUUGUCAAACCAAGUAGCUUAUACGUGCUAUUGUUCUCAGAAUACAGCUGGGCCUUAUUGUGGCGAACUAGGUUUUAGCGAUAGUAUAUAUGAUCUUGGCCUUUUUUGCUUAGUAGCUUCAAAUCUUGCGAUGAUCCCAGCACUUAUUAUAGGAACGUUGCAUUUCUAUUAUGGAGAGGUUGCAGUAUAUGGACUGAAUAUGAUCACAAGCAUGAUGUACCAUGCAUGCGACUGAGAAUAUUAUUGUUUUGGCUUUAGCUCAGGGAGUAUACGCAUGGUUGAUUUUUUAAUCAGCUUUAUGAGCAUUUUAGUCUGCUUUAUUCAUGUAGCAAGACUGAAAAACCCAAAUAUGAAGACAGCUAUUUAUGUAUUUUUAUUUGUUUUAAUGCUAUAUGUUGACUUGAAUACAGCUUUUAAUGGGACUUUGCUUACUUUUUCUGUAAAAUUUAUAUAGCCUCCGAUAUUUGCUGGGCUGAUUAUGGUUUGCCGCUAUGUUUAUAUUAUAAUAGCACUUUCUAAAAAAGAAGAAAAUAAAUUUUGAAGCUGAAAGCAAGCUAAAUGAUUCUUUUUAACAAGUAAACUUGUCAAUAUAAAAUGAGCGUUUAUAGCAGCGAUUUCUUUUUUCCUAGCAAUAUCAAGCCGCUUUUUUGAGCUUAACAGUAAUUAUUGAAUUGUAACCUUUAUAUAGACACAUUCAUGCUGGCAUAUUUUUAUAAUGCUUACACCUUUCUUUGUAUUUUUCAUAUUUCCACUAAAUCAAACACAAUUUAUCUUCGAGAAAAAAGUAGUCUCUGAGUUCACAGAGCUGAAAGAUUAUACAUUUUUAUUUAUGAUUAAUAAUUUAUAUAACAUUUGCCUUUAUUUAAUAAAAAUCGGUAUAUAUUUCAAUUAAGUCUACUAAUAGUGUUAAUAUUUAA
Messenger RNA from Blepharisma stoltei, 2960 nucleotides. The record is from the annotation of a GenBank genome assembly. NCBI's taxonomy places the organism in Eukaryota, Ciliophora, Heterotrichea, Heterotrichida, Blepharismidae.